Messenger RNA from Xenopus tropicalis (tropical clawed frog), 439 nucleotides. RefSeq lists its product as uncharacterized. NCBI's taxonomy places the organism in Eukaryota, Metazoa, Chordata, Amphibia, Anura, Pipidae. Gene Ontology annotation, biological process: cell redox homeostasis. The record is from RefSeq and is marked provisional.
GAUUGACGCAAAAAUGAUUAGGUACCUAAGAAGCGUGGAGGAAUUGCAAUAUGCACUGCGAGACGCUGGUCAGAAACUUGUGUUGGUCAACUUUUCUUCACACAAGUGUGGCCAGUGUACAAUAGUUGCCCCGGAAUAUGAAAAACUAUGUACUGAAUAUCCUGAUAUUUUGCUGUACAAAGUUUUGGAUGAUGCACCAAAACUGUGUCAACACUGUGAAAUUACUUCCACCCCAACGUUCGCUUUCUACAAAGAUCGGCUAAAGAUCAAGCAGUUCAGUGGUGCUGAUAUAGUGCAACUAAGGGAAACCAUCAGGAAGCUAUACUGAAUCACCAAUGCUUGCAAAACUGAUCCCAAAGAUAACAAAUGCUUCUUUUUCUCUUAAUCUCAAAAAUUUCUAGAAAAUUCUAAAAAAAAAUAAAUGCAUGCUUAAAAUCAA